ACCCUUCCCUGUCUUUGCUCGCUGCCCGAAAAGAACAUACAGAAAAACACUUUCACAUUUCACACUUACAGAGAGAGAAGAGAGAUAAAUAGAGCAUUAGGUAUUUUGAGGAAGAAGAAGUAGAGGAGAGAUAAUGGUUACGAGUAACAAUCGAUGCAAAUGGAGUUCCAUUUUCUUGUUUCUGAUUAGUCUCUCCGUCGCCGUCUUAGUCGCCGUCGCUGACGACAAGGCUCCGGUGGUCGAGGAUGGUUUGGUUAUUAACGGCGACUUCGAAACAUCACCGUCACAUGGCUUCCCUGACGACGGAGUAACCGACGGGCCAUCAGAUAUCCCAAGCUGGAAAUCCAACGGUACGGUGGAGCUAAUCAACUCCGGUCAAAAACAAGGCGGAAUGAUCCUCAUUGUCCCACAAGGUCGUCACGCCGUCCGAUUAGGCAACGACGCAGAGAUCAGCCAAGAUCUAACGGUUGAGAAAGGUUUUGUCUAUUCAGUGACUUUCAGUGCAGCUCGCACGUGCGCUCAGCUCGAAUCGAUAAACGUGUCGGUGGCGUCUGUGAACGCAGACGCGGAUGAUAUGGUUGCGUCGCGUAACGUGGAUUUGCAAACGUUGUAUAGUGUUCAAGGGUGGGAUCCUUACGCGUGGGCGUUUGAAGCGGAAGAUGAUCAUGUACGGUUGGUUUUUAAAAACCCGGGUAUGGAAGAUGACCCGACUUGUGGACCAAUCAUCGAUGACAUUGCUAUUAAGAAGCUCUUUACUCCUGAUAAACCCAAAGACAAUGCGGUGAUUAAUGGAGAUUUCGAAGAAGGUCCAUGGAUGUUUAGGAACACGUCUCUUGGUGUUUUACUUCCGACAAACCUCGACGAAGAAACCUCGUCUCUUCCAGGUUGGACUGUUGAAUCGAACAGGGCGGUUCGGUUUGUUGACUCGGAUCACUUCUCAGUUCCAGGUGGAAAACGAGCCGUCGAACUACUCUCAGGCAAAGAAGGCAUUAUUUCACAAAUGGUUGAGACCAAAGCAGAUAAACCGUACACAUUAACUUUCUCGCUAGGACACGCAGGUGAUAAAUGCAAGGAACCAUUGGCUAUAAUGGCAUUCGCAGGUGAUCAGGCGCAGAACUUUCAUUACAUGGCGCAAGCGAACUCUAGUUUCGAAAAGGCCGGUUUGAAUUUCACGGCUAAGGCUGAUCGAACCAGAGUCGCGUUCUACAGUGUUUAUUACAAUACGAGGACUGAUGAUAUGAGCUCCUUGUGUGGACCUGUGAUCGAUGACGUUAGAGUUUGGUUCUCAGGGUCGAAGAGAAUCGGAGCUGGAUUUGGGUUUGGGUUUUCGGUUUUUGUUCUUCUUGCUAUCGUUUUGGUUUAGUAAUUAAAGAUUUAGCUGUCCCGGUUUUAUUCUAGUGUACCGGUAAAAUGUUAUUACAAAACCAAGAAUUCUGUAUGGUUUAUCCUUAAGGUUAAAUCAAAAUCGUACCCGAAUAUGAUUUCGGUUUGGUUUGGUUGGUAAGAAUAAUAGGUUUUUAUAA
Molecule: messenger RNA, 1523 nt
Organism: Arabidopsis lyrata subsp. lyrata
Lineage: Eukaryota; Viridiplantae; Streptophyta; Magnoliopsida; Brassicales; Brassicaceae
Exons: 3
Coding region: 134-1363 (409 amino acids)
Cellular component (GO): plasma membrane
Source: RefSeq, a predicted model, not a curated record